Messenger RNA from Rhodamnia argentea, 3253 nucleotides. RefSeq names its product jacalin-related lectin 4-like. The record is from RefSeq and is a predicted model, not a curated record. Lineage: Eukaryota; Viridiplantae; Streptophyta; Magnoliopsida; Myrtales; Myrtaceae. The transcript has 7 exons. Gene Ontology annotation, molecular function: ADP binding; carbohydrate binding. The coding region runs from base 123 to 3173 and encodes 1016 amino acids. Gene Ontology annotation, biological process: signal transduction.
UUCCAUUUGUCGCUCCUUAUUUAUCUACCGACUCGCACCUUCUCUCUCCGAUGUGCUCUUCAUCUGCAAGGAAAAGUUUGGAGCUUUUUCCCUAGUCUCACACUCAGCCGCGCAUCAUCCUCAUGGGAAUCGAAGAAAUUGCGGGAUGCAUUCCAUGUUCUUCCUCUUCGGUUCAUCGGUGGAAGUAUGACGUGUUCGUGAGCUUCAAAGGCGAGGACAUAAGGAAGACCUUCGCGGCCCACCUCUUCCGCGCGCUGAAGCAGGCGGGGUUCUCCUACUUCGAGGACAAGGACAAAGUGGAGGCCGGGAUUUUCCAUGAGCCCAAUCUGGUCGACACGAUCUGCCAUUCCCGGGUCUCUCUCGUCGUGUUCACCGCCGACUACGCGGACUCGCGGCUGGGCUUAGACGAGCUGGUGGAGAUCCUGGAGUGCAACAGGAGGUUCAGAGAUCAUCAGGGUCACGUGGUUCUGCCUAUUUUCUACGAUGUCGAACCAAGCGACGUUCGGAAACAGAGCGGGGGAUUUGGGGAUGGUUUUGGAAGGUGUUUGGCCACCCAGGCGGACGAUUUGGAGGUGCAGAAGUGGAGGGAUUCGCUUAAAGAAGCUGGGAAUUUGUCGGGAUGGCAUUUGUCUCGCGAUGCUAACGGGGAUCAAACAGACUUCAUCGAGCAAAUUGUAGGACAUCUCUUCAAGAUUAUACCCAGAACAAGCUCCCCCUGUGCUAUUGGAGUAGAUUCCUUUGUAGACGAUGUGAUAUCAUUGCUGCAAAUUGGGUCAGAGGAUGAUGUCCGUGUCGUUGGAAUAUGGGGAAUGGAAGGAAUUGGCAAGACAACUGUGGCCAAAGUCGUUUGUGAUCGCCUUUUCAGGGAAUUUGAAGGUAUUAGCUUUCUUGAAAAUGUUGGAGAUGCAAACGAAGGUACUAUUUUACUUCUUCAGAAGAGACUUCUCCAUGAUGUUCUGCAGGUACAAGGUCUAGAUAUUUAUGAUUUUAACAGCAAUGUCAAUGAUAUAAAACAUGUACUCCAUCGGAAAAGGAUCCUUCUAGUUCUUGAUGGCAUCACUAAGAAGGACCAAAUCGAGUAUUUUGGCGCUGGGGAUCGAGAAUGGUUGCAAUAUGGGAGUAGAAUCUUGAUAACUACAAGAGAAGAACAGCUGUUGGAAGAUCUCAAAGUAGAUGAUAAGUACAUGCUUCCUGGACUGGGUUCUAAAGAGUCACUCCAACUCAUGAGUCGCCACACCUUCAGCAAAGACCAACCUAAAGAAGGGUAUGAAGAGUUGUCCAAGAGUCUUGUCCACUAUGCAGGCGGUCUGCCUAUGGUUCUUGAGAGAUUUGGUUCCUUUCUUUCUAGUAAGAAAAACCAAUGGCAUGAGAUAUUGGAGAAGCUGGUAAAGGAUCCUCAUCUUGAUUCAAUUGGAAUAAGUUUAGAUCCAUUCUCCUCUCUUCGUCCCUCUGUAGGACCAUUUGGAGGCCAUGGAGGAGAUUCUUUUGAUGAUCAAACAUUCAGUGACAUAAGAAAAAUAACAAUCGUUGUUGGCUCAGUGAUCGAGUCCAUUACUAUUGAGUAUGAUCAGAAUGGGUGUUUGGUGUCCUCGCCAAGACAUGGUGGAUCUUGGGGAGGCCAAGCAUGGGCGGUACCUUUGGAUUAUCCAAAUGAAUACUUGAUUUCAGUGUUCGGCUACAUUACAGAAGAUUCUUAUCAGGUCAUCAACUCUCUUAUCUUCCACAGCAAUAAGAGGUCAUAUGGGCCAUUUGGCAAUAAGGAAGGGAAGUUUUUCAAAUUUCCACCAGUUGAUGGAAAGAUCAUUGGUUUUCAUGGAAGUUGUGGAUUUUAUCUGGAUUCCAUUGGAGCUUAUUUUGGACCUGUCUCUCAUCCAUAUCCCUUCGAAGUCAUAGGGCCAUUUGGAAAUGGGGAAAACCGCUGGGAUGAUGGCAAGAAUACAGAUGUGAGGCAAAUUGUUGUAGUCUCUGGUUCUGCAAUUGAAUCUAUUAAUAUCACCUAUGAGGAAGGUCGUUCUUUUGGACACGGUGCAAGUGACGGCGGCGAAAUAAAUACGAUAAAUCUGGACUGGUUGACUGAAUAUCUAACUUCGGUUUCGGGAUAUAUUGCGAAUGAUUUGGGUUCUACCAUCAUCCAUUCACUCACAUUUCAAAGUAAUAAAAGAACAUACGGACCAUUCGGCACUGAAACAGGAAGGAAGUUUUCAUUUCCAGCAACUGGUGGAAAGAUCAUUGGAUUUUAUGGGAGUUCUGGUUCCCAUCUUCAAUCUCUUGGAGCAUAUUUCGAACCAAUCUCUCAUCUCUAUCCGAUCAAAUAUCUUGGACCAUUUGGAGGCCAAGGUGGAGACCCUUGGGACGACGGAAAAUUUAAUGGUGUGAAGAAAAUAAAGAUCAUGUUGGAAAAUGUUGUCAACUGCAUCUCUUUUGAGUAUGACGCAUGUGGCGAAUCUAUUUGGUCCUCUACACAUGGUCACAGUGGCAACGGAGAUAUCCGCGUGGUUAACUUGGACUACCCUCGUGAGUUCUUGACCUCAGUAUCAGGUUAUAUCAGACCUGAUUAUCCUGCUAUUCAAUCACUCACGUUCGAAAGCAAUAUAAGAAGGCACGGACCCUUCGGUAAGGAAGAGGGAAGGUCCUUUAGCUGCUCAUCGACAUGCAACAAAAUAAUAGGCUUUCAUGGAAGGUCCAGUGUCCGGCUUGAUGCAUUAGGAGUCUACUCUGAACCAAUUUCUGAUCUUCGUUUCUUGAAAUCCAUUGGGCCAUUUGGAGGUCACGGUGGCAGUCCUUGGGAGGAUGGAGAUAGCACGGGGGUGAGAGAAAUCAUCGUGAAAGGUGGAUCAGCUAUUGACUCCAUUACUGUUGAGUACGACAAGAAUGGUUCUGUGGUUCAGGGCCCUAGACAUGGCGGAGAUGGAGGACAUAAAACACUCAAGAUUAAACUCGAUUAUCCUCGAGAGUACUUGAUCUCAUUUUCCGGUUACUUUGGAGAUAUUUCGGGGUAUACUCUUGUUCGCUCCCUCACAUUUCGGAGCAAUGAAAAAACUUUUGGGCCGAUCGGUGUAGAAGACGGGAAGUACUUUUCUUUGCCAUCAACCGGUAGGAAGAUCGUCAGGUUUCAUGGGAGGUCUGGACUCUAUCUUGAUUCACUUGGAGCACAUUUUGAGCUUGAGCCUUGACAUGCUAAGCUCCACCUUUAUAUGUGUCAUGCAAUCAGUGUUUGAGUUUGCAUGUAAAUUUGUAGCAUCACUGAGAUUCU